AAGGGGGCCGAGAACCGAGCUCGGGCUGGGAGGCGCUGCUGCCGAGGGGCUGCGAAACAAAACCCGGCACAGCCUGCCCUCGUCGACCGGGAUUAGGGGAAGAGCUGGUUCUCAGCAGCUUCUAACAAUCGGCCCGGGCUCUCAGUCGUCAGUUCCCGGCCCCCUCAGCAGGUGGUUUCUGGUGGCCGGAUGAGGAGUCAGGGGUCAGUCGUCCCCCACCUCCCCACCCCUGCUGCCCAACAGCGCUCUCUGGAUCGCUCUCUGGCUCCUGGGCACUGCCAAGUUAACUCUCUUGAGGGGGCCCGAGCUCUGCGGGGCGCGCUGAGGGACCCAGGGGUAGCAAGGGUGGCAAAGGGCCCUUGGGACCUUCGGUGUAGCAAGGAGGAAGGAGGCGCGACCAGUUCACCACCCUCCCAUCUGCACCUGGGCUCAGGUCUGAGGUCCCAAUCCCUCCAAAGUCAGAGCACACAACUUCCAGAAAAAGGAGGCUGAGAGUUGAGGCAGGAAAUAGAGAAGGAAGCCACCAGGUCCGACAGUGCCAGGGUAAGGAGGUGACAGCCCCGUACCAAGCAGCUAAGGUCAAGAACCACCCCCACAUGCACACACAUGGGAGCCUUGGCCAACUUCCCUGUCCCCUUCCUCCCCCAGCCAGGCCUAGCUGCAUGGAUUCUUGUAGAAGCUGGAGCUGAAGGACUCUGGACAUACAGGAAGGGGACCUUUACUGACAGUUGCUAGCCCAGUGCAUGGGCACCUGCAUAGGUGGGGUGCCCAAUGGGGCCUAGAGCUUGGGCUGUGUAGCACGCACUGUUGAAAAUGUUGGGGUACGGAUGUCGUAGGGCCUAGCACUGUGCAAUGCCUGGAUGUGUUUGUGUGGAAAUGGGAGGCACAUCACUCCCUAAGUUACUAGGGCUGUGGGGCAUGUGGCUGCACAGGACUGUUGUUCUAGGGUUUUCUAAGAUUUGUCUUCUGUGCUUAUGUCGCCCUACCUCUGCUGGUAGCCACUGCAGAGACUGAGACAUUUCCUCCCAGAGUCUGCUCAGUUGGUGACCAUUAAUGGCCUUACUGGACCAAACAUCAAGCCUUCCCUUUCUUCCCAUGGGGUGAAGACCCUUUCCCAGGGUCUUCAGACAGACUUCUCACUCUGCCCAGUCCAUGCCCAGCACUGCCAAAGGUUCCAGAGCUUAGAGACAUUUUCCCUCUUCCCCUUUUCAUGGAAGCAGAAAUACUUGCUAAGGUUAAUGGGACUGGGAGAGUUAAUGCAUCUGUGCCCCAUUCAGCACUGGAGCCAGGAGCUCGCUGUUCCUGUUUCUGUGCCUGACCCCAGGAUGCUUGGGGAUCACUCCAGGUCCAGGUGAGCUGGAAGCUUGCAGGCGCUGUGUUGAAUAUGUGUGUGUAGGUUUCUGGUUGGGCAGUUACUCACUGUUCCACCAGAAGCAGGGGGCAGGUAAAUCACUGAGGAGAUAAGCUCCAGCAACAGGAUUGGAGCCCGUGGCGGAGACCAAGGAGCUUCACAGGAGGAUGCCCUGGGGCAAGCCCAGUUCCUCAGCUUCGGCUUCUGGGGAGACCUGAAGGUUCUCUUAGUGGUUUCUCGGGGAUAAGGGGACCAAGUCAGAUAUACUUUUCCUAGGUGUGGAGCACAGGGUGAUGAGGCCGGCCAGGAGCUGGGAGUGUGAGAUGGGGAAGAGGAUGCACCAACCGAAAGGCUGAGCGGACAGGAGCAUGGUGCUCCAUUGUUUCUGGAAGAGAGGGAUGAGUGUUCCUCUCUGAUGAGAAUGGAGAGGAGGAGAGGAACGGGCUCAGGAGGAGGAGGAAUCCGAGAGAGAGCCUGACUGAGGCAGAGAAAGAGGCAGUGAGACAAGAGACAAAGGCACGGAGGCGCACUGGCGGACAGCAGAGGGAGGCACACAGGCAGAAGUCAGGGCCUCCCUGACUGAGUGGUGUCCACCCCCCAGGGUUCCUGACCCCUGCCCCUGGACAGCGACCCCUUCUCAGACUCCAGUUGGGCCGGACUCUCCAAACCUGCUUCCGCAAUGGGUAAUGAGGAGCCGUGGGUGCAGCCAGCCUUGGAGAUGCCGAAGAGACGGGACAUCCUAGCGAUCGUCCUCAUCGUGCUGCCCUGGACUCUGCUCAUCACUGUCUGGCACCAGAGCACCCUCGCACCCCUGCUCGCGGUACAUAAGGAUGAGGGCAGUGACCCCCGACGCGAAACGCCGCCCGGCGCCGACCCCAGGGAGUACUGCACGUCUGACCGCGACAUCGUGGAGGUGGUGCGCACCGAGUACGUGUACACGCGGCCCCCGCCAUGGUCCGACACGCUGCCCACCAUCCACGUGGUGACGCCCACCUACAGCCGCCCGGUGCAGAAGGCCGAGCUGACGCGCAUGGCCAACACGCUGCUGCACGUGCCCAACCUCCACUGGCUGGUGGUGGAGGAUGCGCCGCGCCGGACGCCGCUGACCGCGCGCCUGCUGCGCGACACCGGCCUCAACUACACGCACCUGCACGUGGAGACGCCCCGCAACUACAAGCUGCGCGGAGACGCCCGCGACCCACGCAUCCCGCGGGGCACCAUGCAGCGCAACCUGGCCCUGCGCUGGCUGCGCGAGACCUUCCCGCGCAACUCCAGCCAGCCUGGCGUGGUCUACUUCGCCGACGACGACAACACCUACAGCCUGGAGCUCUUCGAAGAGAUGCGCAGCACCAGGAGGGUGUCCGUGUGGCCCGUCGCCUUCGUGGGUGGCCUGCGGUACGAGGCCCCACGGGUGAACGGGGCAGGGAAGGUGGUCGGCUGGAAGACGGUGUUUGACCCCCACCGGCCAUUUGCAAUAGACAUGGCUGGAUUUGCCGUCAACCUGCGGCUCAUUCUGCAGCGAAGCCAGGCCUACUUCAAGCUGCGAGGUGUGAAGGGAGGCUACCAGGAAAGCAGCCUCCUUCGAGAACUUGUCACCCUCAACGACCUGGAGCCCAAGGCAGCCAACUGCACCAAGAUCCUGGUGUGGCACACACGGACAGAGAAGCCAGUGCUGGUGAAUGAGGGCAAGAAGGGCUUCACUGACCCCUCGGUGGAGAUCUGAGCCUCAGGAUGCAGGAGCCUCCUCCUCAGACCCUGUUCUUGGCCUUCCAUCCUCUCCCCACGGCUGAUGGUCCCUCCAAGGCCGACUCCUAAGGAAUCACCAUCACCCUCCUUUCUAUUCUGGGGGCUUCUGAGAGAGCCCAGCCUGAUGCCAGAACAAAGGACAGAGAAUUUAAGCACAGAAAUCCCAGACCUGUUGUUCUCUCCAUCCAGCGUGACCAGGGCCCGAGAGACCUGAUGGCCAGGGUGGGGUGUCCAGCACCAGCCAAGCUGGUGCUCCAGCGCACCUCCCCAGAGCUCCCCGCACUGACGGGGCUGCAGGAGCAGGUGCAGUGGGCGCCCACACUGGCCCUGCAGUGAUGCAGGGCGGGAGGGAGAUAAGAAGACCCCGCAGUCAAGUGGAGCAUGGCCCUCCCUGGCUCCCUGUCCCUGGGCUCAGCACGACCACACAGGACACCCAGCCAGGGAAUUCUGAAGACCAGAGAGCAGCCCACGGGCAUCACGAGCGCUCUGCUCCUCUCCUGGGCCCCUGCUCUUCCCGAGAGCUGCCCCCAAAUCAGACAUACCUCUGUGGCUCUCCUCUGGUUCACGUUUACAGAGCAUAAGGCUGUCUUGGAUCCCAACAGGCACCCAGCCCUGCAUGGGGGGAGCCUGGGCCUAAUAGGCACCCCCUGUACCUCAGGCUGUGGCGGGAGCAGAGUCCCCCCCUCCGGCCCCUCUUCCUUUACCCCUUCUCCUCCAGCAGUGGCAAAGGGGUAGGCUCUAGAGCCAGCACAGGUCACUGCCUGACCUGGACUAAGAACCCCACGGCCCCACUGUCCACACACUGCCUCCCCACCGCCCACCUCGGCUGCUAGGCCCCUCGCCUGGACUGGACUGGGGAGGGAAAGCGCCUUUUCCUGCAGCUCUUCAGAGCCACAGACCUCAGGGUGGAGUGAGCCCAUGGUGGGCAGUGGGCAAGGCGGUGGGUGGUGGGCAAGGUGGGACCUCCUGCAGCCUGGAAAGAGGAGGGAGGCCAAGGCCAUUCCCUAACUCCCUCCUGCCCCUGGUCUGAGGAGGAGGGACUCUGGAGUAGCAGAGGGGCUGGGAAAGAGGGGGCAGGGGCUGCUGGGACACUGAGCAGGAGGGAGGCCUGAGCACACUGCUUUGGAAAUUAUUCUAAACACAAAAAAGGGAAAGAAAAUGUUAUUUCUCCCUAAGUCAGGAGCAUGCAGAGCUAGCCCACCUCAUGUCCAGCUGUCCACUUUCCAUCCUGGAGAAAGAACAGUGUGCCUCAAACUCCUGCCCUCCCCAGGCCUCUGGGGCCCACUGGAAAGGGCUCUGACCCCCUGGCCCAGCCGGGCUCUCUAGUGGUGAUCCGGCUCAUUCUCCUGCAAGUUGGAAGCACAAUUUUCCCCCCAAGUGGAGGAAAAGGAAAGGGCCCCAGCCUACUGAAGAGGUGUUUAUUUUUUAACUAACAGCCUCCCACCCCAUUAAGACUCACCAGGAGAGGUCUGAGGGCCAUUCAGAACCCACUCCUGAGUGGGUGGGUGGGUGGGACUCAGUCCAGAGACCUAACAUUCAGAAUAUAGCAUUGGUUGCCUAUUUUGAGAUGGAUUUAAUCUCCCACAGUAUUCAUGAGACCAUCUGAUGGAAUCAGAUCCCUGAGCCACCUUGCAGGACGUUUUCCCCAACCUCUUACACCCUGGAUGUCACUUUGGAAACCAAGCCCUUGGAAGCAAGUGGGGUGGCAUGGGAGAGAAGGGAGGAGGUGGGCACAGGUGGUGAGCUUAUGUGUGGGCACUCUACUGCCUCACAGAAGCCAGCCAAGUGCCAAGGUCAGCUUGGCUGGUCUGAGGCCACCUUCUUAGCCAAAAACCUAGGGUUCAUUUUCAGGACUUUGAUAAUGAACAACAAAAUGGGGACUUCUUUGGGCAGAUGCUAGGUCAGUUGUUUUCACCUAAUAUCCUCUUUUAGCUGCAUGUAUAUUUAUUUAUAAUUAUAACCCUGGUGGACUGCAGCCUUCAUCUUUAUUGGGAAUGAGUUUGUUAUAAAUCAGAAAUGGGUCCAUGAUGACCACUGUUUUCCAAACCCAGUCUGUUCCCUGCUCCCUCGCUGGCAAGCCCCACCACACAGGAGUGAGGCCAGGGGCUAGGAGUUCUAAGAACAGAGGCUGGGGUGAGGGUGGCACCCAGGCAGCUGCAUCUGGUCUGUUUUAAUUUAACUGUAUUUAAUUUGCUUUCAAAAUUAAAAGUCAAAUACAGUUUUUAACAGUCCUAA
Messenger RNA from Homo sapiens (human), 5332 nucleotides. It is a transcript of the gene B3GAT1, whose product is annotated as beta-1,3-glucuronyltransferase 1. The transcript is spliced from 7 exons. Gene Ontology annotation, biological process: glycosaminoglycan biosynthetic process. Gene Ontology annotation, cellular component: Golgi membrane; endoplasmic reticulum membrane; membrane. The coding region runs from base 2031 to 3074 and encodes 347 amino acids. NCBI's taxonomy places the organism in Eukaryota, Metazoa, Chordata, Mammalia, Primates, Hominidae. The record is from RefSeq and is a predicted model, not a curated record. Gene Ontology annotation, molecular function: galactosylgalactosylxylosylprotein 3-beta-glucuronosyltransferase activity.